AUGACUAUUGAAUCAGCUAAUUCAUUUGUUGUUCCAUCAGAUACUAAACAAAUUGAUAUUACUCCAUUAGGUUCAACAAAAUUAUUCCAACCAAUUAAAGUUGGUAAUAAUGUUUUACCUCAACGUAUUGCUUAUGUCCCUACCACGAGAUUUAGAGCCACUAAGGAACAUAUCCCAAGUGAUUUACAAUUACAGUAUUAUAAUGCUCGUUCUCAAUACCCAGGGACAUUAAUUAUUACUGAAGCAACUUUUACAUCGGAACAAGGUGGUAUUGAUUUACAUGUUCCAGGAAUCUACAAUGAUGCCCAAGCUAAAAGUUGGAAAAAAAUCAAUGAAGCAAUUCAUGCCAACAAAAGUUUUAGUUCAGUUCAAUUAUGGUAUUUAGGAAGAGUUGCUAAUGCUAAAGAUUUGAAAGAUGCUGGAUUACCUCUUAUUGCACCUUCAACAGUUUAUUGGAAUGAAGAAAGUGAAAAAUUGGCUAAAGAAGCUGGUAAUGAAUUAAGAGCAUUAACUGAAGAAGAAAUUGAUCAUAUUGUUGAAGUUGAAUAUCCUAAUGCUGCUAAACAUGCCCUUGAAGCUGGAUUUGAUUAUAUUGAAAUCCAUGGUGCUCAUGGUUAUUUAUUAGAUCAAUUUUUAAACCCUGCUUCUAACAAGAGAACCGAUAAAUAUGGUGGUAGUAUUGAAAAUCGUGCUCGAUUAUUAUUAAGAGUGGUUGAUAAAUUGAUUGAUAUAGUUGGUGGUAAUAGAUUGGCUUUACGUUUAUCACCAUGGGCUACUUUCCAAGGUAUGGAAAUUGAAGGGGAAGAAAUCCAUUCAUAUAUUUUACAACAAUUACAACAACGUGCUGAUAAAGGUCAACAAUUAGCUUAUAUUUCUAUUGUUGAACCUCGUGUCACUGGUAUUUAUGAUGUUUCUUUAAAAGAUCAACAAGGUCGUAGUAAUGAAUUUGCCUAUAAAAUUUGGAAAGGUAAUUUCAUUCGUGCUGGUAAUUAUACUUAUGAUGCUCCAGAAUUUAAGACUUUGAUUAAUGACUUAGAUAAUGAUCGUACUAUUAUUGGAUUUUCAAGAUUUUUCACCUCAAAUCCUGAUUUAGUAGAAAAAUUGAAAUUAGGUAAAUCAUUGAAUUAUUAUAAUCGUGAAGAAUUUUACAAGUAUUAUAAUUAUGGUUAUAAUUCUUAUGAUGAAUCGGAAAAGGAAGUUCUUGGUAAACCAUUGGUAUAG
Molecule: messenger RNA, 1221 nt
Organism: Candida dubliniensis CD36
Lineage: Eukaryota; Fungi; Ascomycota; Pichiomycetes; Serinales; Debaryomycetaceae
Gene: EBP1
Product: Ebp1p
Exons: 1
Coding region: 1-1221 (406 amino acids)
Molecular function (GO): NADPH dehydrogenase activity; FMN binding
Source: RefSeq, a predicted model, not a curated record